ACUCAGGAUGUCAUGGAGGAGGGGAAAGGCGGACGAAGUCCGGUACCGAGUGACGGAGCCGCGGCAGCACCCACACGGCUACACCGAGUACCGGGUCACCGUCACGAUCUUUUCCAAGAAGACUGCAGACGUCAAAGAGAUAACAGUCUACAAACGGUACAGUGACUUCAAAAAGCUUCACAGUGAGCUGUCCUACAUCCACCGGAACUUGUUCAGGAAAUCAGAAGAAUUCCCUGCCUUCCCAAGGGCUCAGGUGUUUGGGCGUUUCGACGAGUAUGUUAUUGAAGAAAGACGCCGGUGUGCCGAGGCAAUGCUGCAGUUCACUGUUAACAUUCCGGCCCUGUGCAACAGCCUGCAGCUCAAGGACUUCUUCAAGGAUGGUGAGGUUUCCCGGCCUCUGGAACUUGGUGCUCCUCAGGACCCCUGCAGCCUGCCUGCCCCACUCAUACCCCUGCCCUCAGAAGAGGGCAGGACCCCGGGGUGUUUUUCCAGCCAAUCACCAGAGUGCAGGCGAUCUUCGCAGCCCCUGACCAGGAGUGAUGGGGAGGUCGGAGUGAUGGCGGCCAAGCCAGAGCCCCACAGUGUGGCCCGACAGAUACAUCACAGUCAGGAUGAACCUGAUCCUGAUCACCAGCAAGCUGAGGAGGUGAGUUGCCCAUUUGACUCGGACCCUGAGGACAAACACGAGGGGAACCGACAGCGGCCUGGGUCCCCCCUCUCCAACCACGAGCUGGCAAUGUUUGACCCCUGUGCAAAGGACAGUGUGGACUCUCUGCCUGACCUGAACCAGCGGAGCGGCCUCACAGCACUGGGCGACGAACAGCCCAAAGACCUAGAGAGGAGACUGCUGCAGCUCAGAGUGCAGCCAGAGGACCAGUUUCUGCUCCCCGCGACCUCACACUCAGACAGUCUCGACAGUGCUGAAUACCUGACUGCAGCGGCCACGUGUAUCAAAGAGGCCCUGGCGAGGGAAGCCAGCCAGGAGUAUGCAGCAGCGUUCACUUGCUACCGCAAUGGGGUGGACAUUCUGCUGAAAGGAGUGCAAGGUGACCUGAAUUCAGAAAGGCGUGACGCAGUGAAGAAGAAGAUGGCGGAGUAUUUGAAACACGCAGAAGCCAUUUUCACUGAGCACCUAACGGGCUGUGUAUCAGAGGAUGUUGCUCCCACCUCAUGACUCAGAAGGAUGUGAGUGGAGCAGCAUCAUGGAGAAUAUCCUCUGGCCACCUGCCAGUCAAAUGUCCGAGGGAUGGGUGAAGAGAGGUGUAUGCCCUGGACGCCCUUUUGUGUCUGAGAAGGUUGAUGAAGGCUUUUACCAAAUCCCUCACCAAUCAGGUUGCUUGCUGUUGAGAGACUGGUUAAAAUCCCCAGCUCGAUGGAAAAGCUGGAGACAUGCACCCCUAAACCCCACCCCCACCCCCCGAUGGUGAGAUCGGGGUUCUCUACUCCCACCAUCCCCACCCCUACCCCAAUGUUGGGAUGUGUCAGUGAACAGAGGGCCCUCUCAGUCCUGAGUCUCAGGGAAAGUGUGGUCUGUGUGGUGAGACACUGGAUUGUCCCCGAGAUGAAAUUGGCUAGUCUUCUUUGCCAAAGCUAACAAAAGCCUCGCCUUCCUGCAGCACCUUCCUAAAUUUUUCCACAUUGUUCACUGAAAAAUUGCCUUCUGUUUUGAAGUGAACACACCCUUAUGAUGCUCCCCACAGAUGACCCCCACGGUAAGACAGUUCAUCAGCUUUUAGUGACCAUAACGAAACAACAGAUGUUUUCCCCGGGCCCUGCUGUUCCCCACCUAAAUAUAACCUAAAGUGCCACAUUGUUUAUAUCCACUGAGAUGGUGGUUUGCAGCAUCUCACCUAGAAGUUGACAUCUCUGACGGUGCCUGCUGACCCUCCAACAGUGCGGCGCUCCCUCAGCGCUGACCCUCCGACAGUGCGGCGCUCCCUCAGCGCUGACUAUCCCUGUUUAUCAGUUCUUUUCUCUUUCUGUCACUCCCUUUCUGUGGUUCAGUCCUGACCUUCCCCGUCUCCAGCCUCGCUCUUGGUCCUGCCUUUCUUGUGUUCCCUCUGUACCUCUGACAGUGGUCACUGAAAAUUGAUGGUAUGCACACAAUGCGUUUGGAGUCCCUGUGGCCUUAAUGUAUUGGUCACAGAACCAUUCACAUUUUCAGCUGAGCUGUUUCAUAAACCAUAUAGUCUGUUUGCCUCAGCUCCAGCUUGCUGUGAAUGGUGAGGACUCCCUCUGUUCAGUGAUCCUGAGUUUUCAAUUUUCCCAUGAAUAUCUAGCAUUGUUCCCUGUCUUACAGUCCCCCUGAUGUGGUCUCACAGACCUUCUGUAGAUCAUCUGUCCGUCCCCACAGCCACCUCCUUGCAUUUCUGUGCCUUAAAUGUUCACAAUUCCCACCAGGCUAAUAAUUUUAUGAUCCUGUACAUUCUAAGCACUUGGUUUGACUCCAAGUAAAGUUACUCUGAACGCUGAGGCUUGUUGAUUCUGUUCUGUUUAACAUUUUACGUUUCUGUCUGCAUCGUUCUGACUCUGAGACUCACUCAAUCCCACUCUGAAUGGUAGGGAUUGGCCAGGAGUCGUCUGCAUUUAUUGCCCAUCCCUAAUUGCCCCUUAAAGAAGUGAUGAGCUGCCUCCUUGAACCUUCAUAGUCUAUUGGUGUAGGUGUACCUACAGUACUUUUAGGGGGUGGGGGGAGUUACGGAAUUUUGACCCAGCUUCUGGGACAGCAGUGUAUUUCCAAGUCAGGAUGGUGAGUGGCUCAGAGGGGAAUUUGUAUUGGGCGGUGUUCCCAUAUAUCUGCUGCCCUUGUCUGUCUUGGAGGUGGAGGUUGUGGAUAUGGAACCCACAGCCCAUGAGUGAAUAAAGAGUCGUGACACUGACACAGUGAAUCUGGCAGAGGGACAGGGAUGGGUUAAAUCGGUGGGCAGAAAGUUGGCGGGUGGAAUAUAAUGUGGGGAAAUGUGGCAGAAAUAUGGCACCAUGGCAGGAAAAAUAGAGUGGGUGAAUAUUACUUAAAUGAGAAAGGCUGCAGAAUGCAAUGGAACAAAAGGAUUGUGAUCCGUGAAUCACAAAAACAUUGCAUCCAAGUUCAGAGUUAAUAGCAAAGGAAAUGAAAUUAUUUCAAAGGAAAGGGAGUAUAGAAAUUAAGGCGGUUUUGUUAAAACCAUAUGAGGUACUAGUGAGACCACAGCUGGAAUAAUUUUUACUCUUUAUCUGAUACCAGUUAUGGAGGGACUCUCUCUCUUAUGAGGAGACGUUGAGCAGAUAGGGUGUGCACUCAUCAAGACAGAGAAGAAUGAGAGUCAGUGUGAUUGAAAUGUACAAGAUUCUUUGGGGACUUGACACAGUAGAAGCAGAAAAGUUGUUUCUGCUUGUGGGAGAGUCUCACCUCAGAAUAAGGGGUUGCACGUUGUAAACAGAGGUGAAGAGGAAUUUCUUCUGUCAGUGUGUGCAUCUGAGGAAUUCUUUCCCACAGCGGGCUAUAGAGGCUGGAUCAUUAAAUAUAUCCAAGGCUGAGAUGGACAGAUUAUUAAUCAAGAAGGGAAUCAAGAGUCAUGAGCAAUAGGCAGGAAAGUGAAGUUGAGGAUUAUCAGUUCAGCCAUGAUCUCAAUGAAUGGCAGAGCAGACUCAAUGGGCUGAAUGGCCUGCUUCUCUUCCUAUGUCCUAUGGUCUUAUUGGUCAAGUCCAGUUUAUUUUCUGGUCAAUGGAACAUAGUGCGAACAUCAAUGAACAUCCCCGCUUCUGAUCUUAUGAUGGAGGGAAUGUCAUUGAUGAAGCAGCUGAAGAUGGUUGGGUCGAAAGCACUACCUCGAGGAACUCAUGAAGAGAUUCCAGUUUUCCUAAAGCUCUGUGAUGCCACACUCGGUCGAAUGCAGCCUGGAUGUCAAGCGCUGUCAUUUUCACCUCACCUCUGGAUCUCAGCUGUUUUGUCCAUGUUUGAAGCCAGGUUGUAAUGAGGUCAGGAGCUGAGUGAUUCUGGCGGAACCCAAACUGGGCGUCACUGAGCCUAUGUCGCUUGAUAACACUGUAGAGGACACAUUUCAUCACAUUACAGACUAUUGAGAGAAGAAUCACGGGGCCGUGUCGGGGUUGUCCUGCAUUUUGUGUGCAGGAUGUUUCUGGGCAAUUGUCCAAAUUGCUGAGUAGAUGCCAGUGUUGUAACCGUAUCGGAAGAGCUCUGCUAGGGAAGCAGCAAGUUUGACAGCACAAUUCUUCAGUACUUUUGGCAGAAUGUUUCAACCAUUUCUUGCUAUCAAAUACAAAUGAAUCCAUAUUGCUGGGGCCCUCAGGAGGCCAAGAUGGGUUAUCCAUCUGACACACUGGCUAAAGAUGAAUGCCUCGUCUCUCACACAAUGCUGAGAUCCCCAUCAUUGAGGAUGGGGCUAUUUGUGAAGCCUGCUCCAAGUUAGUUUAAUUGCCCUCCACCAUUUGUGACUAUGGGAAGACCACAGAGGUUAAAUUUGAUCUGUUGGUUGUGAGGACACUUAGCUCUGUCUGUUGUGCGCUGGUCCACUAUUUGGCAUGCAUGUCGUCCUGUGCUGUUCAUAGUACUGCAGGUGUGCUUCUAACGCCCUGUACAACUGUAGCAUAAUCUCCUUCCUGUUGUAUGCAAGGCUGUUUGUGAUAAAUGAGAAUACAUCUUCAGUUCCUUCAUCCAAGCCAUUCGUAUGAUUGUAAUUGCUGCCAGUCGCUGCAGCAUGCUUUUUACAUCACUUAUGCCCACUUUCUGCUUCCUGUCAGCCAGCUAAUCAUCUUUCCAUGUAAACAUAUUGCCCAUGAACUUUUAUUUCGUUCCUUUUCUACAGGGAAAUGGUUACUUAACUGAAACAUAUAAUAUCCCAAGGGGACUUGACUGGAUGGAUGUGGAGAGGGUAUAUCCUCUUGAGAAUCUACAGAGAGGGGCUGCCCAUUUAAGACUGGAGAUGAGCAUGAAUUAUUUUAAUGGCAGGGUUGAAAGGAUUAAAAUGUUUUUGGGAGAUAGGCUGGAAUGUGGAGUAAUCAGAUCAGCCGUGAUCUUAUUCAGUGGCAGAAUAGGCACAAUGGAAUAGAGUGGCCUCUUUCUAAUAAUUCAUUUGAGUGUCUGAGAUGACCUUUGAUUUCUAGAUGGAAUUUAAUCAGGUGCAACAUAUAGUAUAGUAUACCUAUCACUUCCUCUUUAACCACAAGAUGUCACUCUUUCAAAAAACUCUUAAUAAACCUGUUCAACAUGAUUUCUGUCACAAAACCAUGUCAACUCUGCCCAAUUACUCAAACUUUUCCAAGUGCUCUGCUACAAGCUUUAUCAGAACAGUUUCCAAAUCUCACUAUGACAGACAAUAAGCUAACCGCUGUUUCGUUUCCUGCUUUCUGUCUCCCUCCCUUGCUGAGUAAAGGAGUUACUUCCUUUGUUUUCCAGUCCAGUGGAACCUUUGGAAAAUGAAAACUAUCGCAUCAGCUAUCUCACUGGCCUUUUAAGACUUUUGAAUGACAUUCAUCAGGACCUGGCUACUCUGUACCGCGUUCCUCCUCUCUUCCUUCCAUUUCCUGAUUUAUACCUAUUUCUGGGAUGUUAUUUGUAGUGAAGACUGAUACAAAAUAUCUGCUCCAUUCACCUGCCAUCUCCUUAUUUUCCUUUACUGGUUUCCCAGACUAAUUUCCAAUAUGACCACUUAGUUAAAACUUUUCUUUGUCUAGUACCUAUAGCAACUCUUACUGUCUGUUUUUAAUAUUUCUAGCUAGCUUUCUUUCAUACUCAAUUUUUUCCUUCUUAUGAAUCUUUCAAAUAAUCUUUGCAUUUUUAAAAAUAUUUCUUCCAAUCCUAUGACCUGCUGCCCAGUAGUUACAUGCUUUUUCUUCAAGUUCGAUAUUAGUUCUAACUUGUAUACUUCAUUUCAGGUGUGCCUGAUAUUGCUUCUGGCAUGCUGUCCUGUAUCUUGUCAAACCCACUGUAUCAGUUGAGUUCUCUGAGACAGCGAGCAAACCACUCAAUUGUAUUAAAAUGCUACAGAAAAGUCAAAUGAAAAGAAACUGGACAAACCACCCAGCAUCAUCCUCGGUUGUGGUGGGGUCAUUAUGAGGGAGAGGUCAAUGCAGGAUAAUAAGUUAGUGUGGAGUGAUAGGUUAGCACAGUGCGCCACAUUCUUGAGGGAGAAAGAACGUGUUAAGAUGAAACUACAAAUACCAGAAAACUAUAUAACUCAUCACCUUUUUAUUGUUAUUUCUUGGUUUGAAUGGGAGAUUGCCUGGAGAUCUGUCGGCACCUCUCGGUGAUACCCUGAUCUUCCUGCUAGAUCACAGCCUCCAGGGUCGAAGCUGCACUCUCCAGUGUGUGAGUAACUAUCGUCAGGUGCUUCCGAACAUCAUCCCAGGCAUCUCCCUUGGCCAUGGCCUGCUGGUAAGCAUCAGCUAGUCCUGGAAAUGUUUCCACAUCUGAAUUCUUUGACGCAUAGAUAACGUGUCUGCAGACGAAAUAAGUGAAACUUACUCUUGGAGAAACAGGCAGAAUGAUCACUGGACGGAGUGUAACACGAUGUAGAGAGGGUGUAAUGGGACAGAAAGAGCGAAGGACUGAGUGACAGAGACAGACCACAGAAAGAUUGGACUGAGCAAGUGUCAAGGAUACUCAGGGACAGUGAGACUGAGGAGCAGACACAGAAAAAGAGACAGGGAAAUGGGGAGAUGGUGCGAAGAAGAUUGAUUUUGAGUUUGAGAAACAGAUUGGAACCUAUUUCAGAGAAAGUAGGAACUGCAGAUGCUGGAGAAUCUGAGAUAACAAGGUGUAGAGCUGGAUGAACACAGCAGGCCGAGCAGGAAAGCUGACAUUACAGGCCU
This is a messenger RNA of Stegostoma tigrinum, 6810 nucleotides long. It is a transcript of the gene snx15, whose product is annotated as sorting nexin 15. The coding region runs from base 8 to 1174 and encodes 388 amino acids. The transcript has 9 exons. Gene Ontology annotation, molecular function: phosphatidylinositol binding. The record is from RefSeq and is a predicted model, not a curated record. Lineage: Eukaryota; Metazoa; Chordata; Chondrichthyes; Orectolobiformes; Stegostomatidae.